AUGAGUGAGACAUCUCCAGCUCCGUAUAAUCCAUGCGAUCGUAUAAAGCGUCAUUUGAAGCGUCAUUUGAAGCGUAAGAGCAGGUUUUUCUUAAAAACCCUGUAAUUUUAAACUUUUUUUAAUUUUCAGUUCAAGUCGGUCUUUGGCUCCUAUUUUCAAUGCAGGGAACAAAGUUGUAGAUGAUGGGCUGGUAGCAGCUCUUUCCUCGCCUGCAGCAGAGACUUCGAACCCGUUUAAAAAGGUUAAGCUUCUUUAAAUUCGUUUUAAAUUAUAACUUUAGGUCGGUUCUCCAUCGAAGAAAAGAAAACCAACGCAGCCGAUCACAUUUGCAAAUAGCGUUUUUGAAUGGGAAGAUUCCAAUGCUCAAGAUCCGUUCAGUCGCCAGAACGAAUCGUAAUUUCCGUACCUCUAUGGACAAAAAUCUGGCAUUUUCAGAUUCUCUCAAGGAGCUUCUGUGCUAUCUCCAGAAAAGUCAGAAUGCUCCAAUUCAAGGCGGUCUAACUUUUCUCGGUACAGAAGCUUAGAUGCGGUCCGAGACUAUUAUUGGAAUGUUUUUGAAUAGAGUUUUUUCAGAAGGCUCUUUUGAAAGAAUGUUAUGCGACCGACUUUUCCGAGUUGCUACCCAACAGCAAGAAAGAAGAAGUAGUAUUGGAAGAGGAAUCAGUGGAAUUCCCGCUAGAUUUGAGACCAGGGACCAAGCUUCGCCUCACUUCGAGCAAACCGUUUCCUUGGAUGAAAAACAAGAAAACCACCGGUUUUUAAAGAAUAUAAAGAAAAGUUUAUUGUAUGGAUCCUAGGCAUCGUGGCUGUCCGUAUAACGGCAGCGGAUCGUUACGAGGGGCUCAAACAUAUCCGAGAUUUCGAUCCAGAUCAGCCAACUGUCUUUUUUUGUUGUUUCAAAAAAUGAUGACCUAUUUUCAGACGAAUUUGCCGCGCUCCCCAUUGGCCAUUUUUGAGGCUUCCUCUUUAUAUUGGCAAUUCCCGGUCUUACCUGGCCUAUCUUUGUAUCCGAGGCUCAGUAGUUUACUGAAUUCGGUUCAAAGAGUUCCCAUGACGUCUGCCAUUCAAGAUAGCAUCAAUAACCAAUGGUUUGUUUUUAUGAAAGUCGUGAAGUAGAAAAAUCAGUGAACUUGUGAUAUCUUUUUUUUUUUCUGAAGUGAUAACAAACUUUUUGUAGAAUUUCGGAACUGACGUGUAAGUUCAGGGUAGAAUGUUUCGAGCAACUAUUCAUGUCUUGGAAAAAAGGCGACCGCUCGAAUUUCUACGUCGCGACCUCGUCUUUCAAUGUCCUUUUCACGAAAACGAGCAGCGGAGAUGAUAUUGGUACUUUUUGAAGUUUCCAUUUAAAACCUUUCGAAAUUUGAAAUAAUCUCCUUCAUGCCUAAAAGUGAAUAAUUUUUAGACAUUGGCGAGGAAUCGGUUUCGUGUUUUCAAACUUCGGGUGGCCAAAAACUGAUCGCUCUUGUUUCACACACAACUUCAGCUGUACGGGAGGUGAUCCGGAGUGAAGGUAUAGUCAAAAAAUUCCAUCAAAAGUCUGCGUUUCAUUUAUAAAGAUAGUCAUUUUCGAUGUUGCCGUUGGUUUGAACUAACAUCAAAAAAAAAAAGAAUUUCAAACUGAAAUCUGCGCUUUUCAUCCUUUUUUCUUUUCUCAAAAUUCAAGGUUUUAUUCUUUCUUUUUGUUGUGUUUCAUAGGCUUUUCCCAAUCUUUGGUCAAUUUUUUGAAUGUAUUUCAAGUCAAAAUAAAUUUCUAGGCUUUUAAAUUCAUCUGAAUUUAUAAUGAAUAAACUAAAAGCUGUGGAAUUAGUCGAGAAAAAAUAAUAAAGACAAAAUAAUGGUACUUUUUUUGUAAUCUCAAAAGACCUACAAGUUUUCUCUGGCAAAUCACGCCUCUAAAGUCAAAAAAAGGGCGUGGCCAGCCAAUCAGAGGCCUGGCUUGCUAGGGCGUUCGAGAAGGAAGUCAUGAAUGAACUUAUAACUUGAGAAACAUGUCUCUUUCAUUUUCCUCUGGAUUUGGAAAUCUAAAUGCUCUUCACAGUCUCAUUUUCCAUAGGAAUCGAAUAUGAAGUGAUCGGGAAGCCGAAACGCCUUUCGAACGUUUCAAACAACCCGAAUUCCAUGUUUUCCAUGUCCAACGAUUCGAUGAGUAGUUCGUUAUCAGUUCAAUAAUCAAUCUCCAAUUUUUUUUCUUUUAUUCCAGUGAUGAAUGAAGAAAGUACGAUUUCUAAUAUGAGCGAAGGAAAAGAGAACGAAAAUAAGCCGGAAGAAGAGAAGGAGAACAGCGAAGAUGAGAACGAGAGGUAUGUGUCAGGAUCUUUUUUCAUUUUUUGUCUUGAAACUUUCAAGGAAUAAUUUUUUUCGUGUCAGGACUUUUUUUGGCGUGAUAUCUAUCGAUGCGCUUUUAACGUAGCACAUUUUCAUGAACCUCUAUGUUCCUCUUUUCCUUGAAACCUUCUGUAAAUGAUGAGUUUCGUACCGGGACAUUUUUCGCGUAAUGUAGAUGUUCCUUUAAUCCCUCAUUUUUAUGAACUUUUAUGAAUUUUUUUUUUUCGUGAAAAACUCAAUUUACGUGUCGGAACCUUUUUGCGCGAUCUUGAUGUGCCUUUAAUUUAGCCACGAUUUUUAUGAAUUUUUAUGAAGUUAUUCCUUUUUUUGUUUAUUUUGUGGUUAAGAAGAGUUCACUUCUGUCUUUGAAAAGAUCAUUGGGAAAAUUUUUUUUAUAGAUCUUAAGACGAAAAGAUUUUUCCCAGUUUUAAUCAAAAAUAAAGAUUAUGAGAAAAUUAUCCUUUUAUCAACUUCCAGCCCUACCAAAGCGAAUCAGCAAUGGUUGAAGGAGAUUGGCGUGUCGCCAAGAAAUAUCAUCAAGCAAAAUGUGACGAGGUUUUUUUCUAACAUGUUCAGAGAAUGAUUUUGAGAGUUUUCAGGCAGCUUUCCCUACGAUUCAAGGAGAAAAAGCGAGGGGAUCUCGUGUUUAUUAGUCAAGGUUCAUUGAAGGAUGGGUCGAAAAUAGUGAAACAUUCGGAUUUGAUGAAAAAUCACUUUGCAUGGUAAUGUCCCAUAUAGCAUUAAAACAAUGAAAAGAGAUCUGAAAAUAUGAUCCAUUUUUUUAAGCUUAACAGUCAGUUUAUUAAGAAACGCUAUCAUUUUGAUCAUUUUAAAUUAAUCUGAUCAUAUAAAUAUUUUUUUAUUUUGAUCUCAUCUUUUAGAGUCGAUUUUCUAAAAUCUUCCUCGGGAAAGUUUAAAAUUUUGAAUUCAAGAAAACUUUUCUGAUAGGAAUGUGUUAAGCUAGCUCUUAUUAGUUCCAAGAGAUUUCGAUUUCGAUUUUUCCUAGCCAAUUUUACAAAAACCUAAAAAAAUAAUUAUUUCUCGAACAUUGAGAAGGUCAAUGUUUUUUUGUAAGUUUUUUUCACUAGUUUUGUACCACUCUGUUUUUUUUUUCAUCGAAAGAUGAAUCAACCAGGGACCGUCCGUCCAAGCGCUCUACAACAUGCUUCAAACUUCGAAGCUGGUCCACGAGCUCACCGGCGCCUUUGCCCGAAUCCCGCCCACUUUGAUCGCCGCCUCACCUUUUCUCUACGCCCAGAUGCUCUCCCUCAAUGUUUAUUCCAAUAAGUGAGCCUCUAAUAACUUUUGAAUAUGCUCAGAAGACGUCCCACGUCGUCCAGAAGGUUGGCAAACCGACCGAGUAUGUCGUCGAACUGGACCGAGGUCCGAUCCUGCCUCAUUCUGUGGAGCUGGUGGGUUCAGGAAAUUCUCGAUUGAGUCUAAGUUUUAAUGUUUGGAAGUUAGAGAGCGCUGGUAGACGAGAAGGUGUUUAGAGAGAGAGAGAGAGAGAAAAGACACGACCUCUCAUUUUUGAACGGUCUUUAACUUUCAGAGAUUUGAACGUGAACUUUCUUAAUUUCAUUUUUGAGGAACUGUAGAGCUUUUGGAGGAGGAUCAUUUUUCAAAGAAAUCCAAUCAAAUAUGGACUUAAGGCAGUUUUUAAUUCUUUUCUUGUUUCCUAACUCACUGAAAAAAAUUGUGAAUCACGAAAUUAGGUUUUGAAACACCUGGAGUAGUGGCUCAAAAAGGUAUCUUCAGUUCAUCUUAAACCGCCUCUUUAGUGACCACUUAAGAUUUAUUAUUAGUCAGAACAUAAGUUUUCAAGCUUCCCCUAGAAGAGACCACUUAAGAAGUCAUAUUGAAGGUAGAACUUGAGAGGUCCUAAGCGACAAGAGGAUAACUUUGGAUCAAGAAAAAAAAAACUGGAAAACAGUCAUUCUCUUGAGUGAGCACUACAACGUUUGAAGUGAUCGCUUAAGUGAUAAAAAAAACUGAUGUAUAGUCAAUGUUUCCCGACUUGAAAGGCGAGGGAGGCGGGGCAAGGGGCGGGACGCGUAGCGUGUGCGUACGCGGUUCUUGGCACGAGUUCAAUUCAAUCGCCGCCGACUAUUUAAAAAGCUCGGCAACCGUUCUUUUUUUUUAUUUUCUUCUAUUUUUUGAUGCACACAUGAACAUAAUCAAUAAAUAAUUAAAAAAAGAAGUGAAAAAGAGUGAUAAAUAAGCUCUCUGAAUGCUCGCUAGCGGUUGAAUUGAACACGUGCCAAGAACCGCGUACGCACACGCUACGCUUCCCGCCCCUUGCCACGCCUCCCUCGCCUUUCAAGUCGGGAAACAUUGACUAUAUAUGUCAAAUCUUCACUGUAGUUCUUAGCAAAACCAAAAAAAAAAAUAACAAAUUUUGGCAGAUUGUCUACUCAUUUUUAUUCUCUUAAGUGACCACUCAAAUUUUAAUCAUAUUUUUUUCCUUUUUUGUAUUUGUCUUCUAAAAAACGCCUGUAGAGUUUGAGCAUUCAUUAGGAUUCAAACUAUGUCGAUAAUAGAUCACGUGAAAGAUAAAAAGAAUAUAUAAAGGUCUGUUCGCACAGACCUUGUCGAAGAGCCUCGUCCCGGUCCCGACUGACAACGACAGCGACGGCAGCGAAGAUCCCGCGUCCCCGACUUACGAAAAUGGCUCAUGACUUUUCAACAUCCGUUUAUUUAUCGUUUUAUUGACGAUGGAGGUAGAAAAAAGAAGUCAUGAGCUAUUGUCGUAAGUCGGGGACAGGGGAUCUUUGUUGCCGUCGCUGUCGUUGUCAGUCGGGCCCCGGGAUAAGGCUCUUCGACAUGGUCUGUGCGAACAGACCUUUACAUAGUGGUUUUAUAUUUCACGUGAUCUAUCAUCGACACAAACCACAAAAAAACAUGUAGAGAUUACGCUUCACAAAAACAGAAAAUCUGAGCUUUUCCAGGCUGCGGCUUUUCUCCGGUCCGGCGAUUUUUGCAGCGUAGAGCAGCCGGCAGGUCUGAGGGUCAACGACCGAUAUACCAACGCCGGAAUGAAUUCCUGGACGUUCCGAGCCAAAGAUUGGUCCUUUAUCAAUGUCCAUCCCAACCGAUUCAAAUGGACCAAGUCCUGA
Caenorhabditis auriculariae is the source of this 5441-nucleotide messenger RNA. The record is from the annotation of a GenBank genome assembly. Lineage: Eukaryota; Metazoa; Nematoda; Chromadorea; Rhabditida; Rhabditidae.